GUCUGACCGACCCACUUCCUCCUCCCCGUGCUGCGGGCAAGCCCUCCCUUCCCCGGAAACCCAGGCUCGCCCCCCGCCAUGGAGCGCUCCGAGGCCUAUGGCUUCUCCGCCGCCAUCAGCGGCGCCUUCCUGCUCUCCUGCCUGCUCUUCUCGGCGCUGAACCGCGAGCAGCGCGCGCCCUACAUGGACGAGGCCUUCCACGUCCCGCAGGCGCAGGCCUACUGCGAGGGCCUCUUCCAGCAGUGGGACCCCAUGAUCACUACACUGCCUGGCUUAUACUUGAUGUCUGUUGGGAUAGUGAAACCUGCAGUUUGGCUCUUUGGAUGGUCUGGAAGUGUAGUGUGCUCUACAGGAAUGCUCCGAUUUAUUAACCUCCUUUUCAGUGUUGGGAACUUCUACUUACUGUAUUUGCUUUUGUGCAAGAUACAUCAUAAAAACAAGACUGUGUCUGGUUUCCAGAGAAUCUUAUCUACAUUAACCCUUGCAAUGUUUCCUACCCUCUAUUUUUUUACAUUCCUUUAUUAUACAGACACAGGAUCAGUGUUUUUUACUCUGUUUGCAUAUUUAAUGUGCCUUUAUGGUAACCAUAAAACUUCAGCCCUACUUGGGUUUUGUGGCUUUAUGUUUCGUCAAACAAAUAUUAUAUGGACUGUUUUCUGUGGGGGAAGUGUUGUUGCACAAAAGCUAAGUGAAGCCUGGAAGACAGAAUUACAGAAGAAAAAAGAAGAAAGGAUUUCAGCUAUGAAGGGCUCAUUUUCAGAAUUAAUCAAAGUAUUACAAUUUCUUUCUGAGUACAUCAUGUCAUUUACAAAUCUAGUAACUCUUAUUGUUUUGACCUGGCCAUACAUACUCUUAGUAAUUGUGUUCUUUGCUUUUGUGGUAAUCAAUGGUGGAAUAGUUGUUGGUGACAGGAGUAGUCAUGAAGCCUGUUUCCACAUCCCUCAGCUGUUCUAUUUUUUUUCUUUUACUCUCUUUUUUUCCUUUCCUCAUCUAAUGACACCUAAUAAAAUUGGAAAUUUCCUUCGAUCAGUACGGAAGCACUUGAUUCAGUAUAGCAUACUCAUUGCUAUCUCUUUAUUCCUGGUCUGGAAAUUUACAUACGUUCAUAAAUACUUGAUUGGAGAUAACAGACAUUACACAUUUUAUGUGUGGAGAAAAGUCUUCCAAAGACAUGACCUUGUGAAAUACGUAUUUGUUCCAGCCUAUAUAUUUGCAGGCUGGAGUUUGGCCGACUCUCUGAAAUCAAAAUCUAUUUUCUGGAAUUUAAUAUAUUUUGUAUGUGUGUUUGCUGUCACAGUUCCUCAAAAGCUACUGGAAUUUCGUUACUUCAUUUUGCCAUUUUUAAUAUAUAGGCUCAAUAUUCCAGUUCCACCUCUUUCCAGGCUUCUUCUUGAGCUGACUUUAUAUAUUGUUGUGAAUGCAAUAACCUUUCAUCUAUUUCUGAACAAAACAUUUCAGUGGCCAAAUAGUCAAGAAAUCCAGAGGUUUAUGUGGUGAUUUUGUACUCCUAAGAAGAUUCAAUUCUGUGCCUUUUCUGCAAUGAAUAAGUGACUACAGGCCCUAAAAUUAAGUGAAGUGUAUUGCUAUGUGUAACUUUUCUGUGGAUGGUGUAGGGCAGGGAUCGGCAGCCUUUGGCACGUGGCCUGUCAGGGAAAUCCACUGGUGGACCCGGACAAUUUGUUUACUGGCAGCGUCCACAGUUUCGUCCGAUCGCAAGUCCCACUGGCCAGGGUUCACUGUUCCAGGCUAAUGGGGGCUGUGGCAUGGGCCAAGGGAUGUGCUGGCUGCGUGCCAAAGGUUAUUGAUCCCUGCUGUAGGGACUGAAGUGAGUUGGAUGUUUAUAUUCUAGGAAAUUAAUAUGAGAUCUGAUUUACUCUUUCUACAUGAUAGGGUAUUACACCAAAUUUAUAAGGCUUUAGGGUCCUGGAUUUAAUAAAUAUGGCAUCAGGGAAAAUUCAGAAGUGUUUCCAAACAUUCUACAGUUAAUGUGAAAUGAGGGAGAUGUUUACAGUCAUAAUUCAUAAUAAUAAUGUUGUUCUAUGGUAAAUACUUAUAAAACUGUGUUUCCUCUAGUGUGGGCUCUGAAAAAAAAAAUUAUCUGCUAUUAGACACCAAGGAAAAAAAUAACUGGUACUCGGAAAUGUUGGAGUAAAUGUUAAAUUCUUGGUUGGAGACCAGCACAAAUAAAACUUAAAAAAAAAAUUGCAAGUUAAUUGGUAAGCAUUCUGAUUUUAGGUUGUAGGUUUUUUCCAAAGUAUUUCAGCAGUUAAAUAUUUAUCUAACAGUUAUGACCGGGUUUCAUAAACAGUAAAAAUCUGCAGCAGAGGUCAUUUCCAUCCACAUCUGUUAGAGACCAGAGGUUAAAUCUAGGGGAGCUAGGAUUUCACCCCAGAUUCUUCAGGGGUAAAAUUUUCAAAGUUCCUACUUCCCAAUGACUUUCAGUGAGAUUUAGGCUGCUAAGUGCCUAAGUCACUCUUGAAAAUGUGACCUAGGCUCCUAGGUCACUUAGGUGUUAUGAACAUUUUAUCCCAGAUCAAUACACCUGUACCCCGAUAUAACGUGACCCAAUAUAACAUGAAUUCGGAUACAACGCGGUAAAGCAGUGCUCCAAGAGGGCGGGGCUGCGUGCUGCGGUGGAUCAAAGCAAGUUCGAUAUAACGCAGUUUCACCUAUAACACAGUAAGACGUUUUGGCUCCUGAGGACAGUGUUAUAUUGGGGUAGAGGUGUAUUUAUAAACUCAUAAUGCAAGAACCUUUUUGAGAAAUAAAUGUAAUUGUACAACAAAAGAUAAAUUGCAUUUGAUAACAUGACGUGUUCAACAGGGAGCAGUUUCUAAAACACAUCAUUACACUGUGGAGCUUAGUAUAAUGAACACUCUUUAAAAUAAUAGGCUUUCUAUGUCCUGAGGUUAUGUGCUUAACAAGUUUGCACUUAAGUGGGAUGUAAGUGUUCUCCCAAGUAGAACUGAUUGUUUCAAAGAUCUGACAUAUAAUCUUCAAAAAGUACCAAUGGCAUUAUUUAAUUGUACUUUUACAUGUUUUUCAUAUAUUUAGAAAGGUGUACUGUAUCUGGAAAUUUUUGUUUUUAAAAAAGCACCUUUGUGUAUUUUCAGAAUCAAAGACUGCUGUGUCUUUCCCCCUCAGUAAAUUACUUUAAUUAGACCUGCAAGUAUUCUUUGGACAUUUCUAAUAGCUUAUAAAGCAGCUUUAUGAAUAAAAUGCCCUAGAGUGAA
Gopherus flavomarginatus (Mexican gopher tortoise) is the source of this 3233-nucleotide messenger RNA. It is a transcript of the gene ALG10, whose product is annotated as ALG10 alpha-1,2-glucosyltransferase. Gene Ontology annotation, molecular function: dolichyl pyrophosphate Glc2Man9GlcNAc2 alpha-1,2-glucosyltransferase activity. Bases 79 to 1497 code for a protein of 472 amino acids. Gene Ontology annotation, cellular component: endoplasmic reticulum. The record is from RefSeq and is a predicted model, not a curated record. The transcript is spliced from 3 exons. Gene Ontology annotation, biological process: protein N-linked glycosylation; dolichol-linked oligosaccharide biosynthetic process. Lineage: Eukaryota; Metazoa; Chordata; Testudines; Testudinidae.